Molecule: messenger RNA, 1472 nt
Organism: Triticum urartu
Lineage: Eukaryota; Viridiplantae; Streptophyta; Magnoliopsida; Poales; Poaceae
Product: putative protein S-acyltransferase 16
Molecular function (GO): palmitoyltransferase activity
Source: RefSeq, a predicted model, not a curated record
UCACUCGCCGCUAUACCGCCUGCCACCAUCACAUCGCACCCACACCGACCCGGCACGCCCUUUUCCCCGUCAGACGCCAGCAAGCUGCUUGCUUUGCUUCGGUUAGCUCGCUGCGCGGCGCCGCUCUCGGCUCCCCCGCGGCCAGGCUGCUCGGAUGGCGGGGCGGCCGGGGUACGUCACGCUGCCGAUAAUCUCGGUGUUCGCCGCGAUCGGGUACGUCUACUACACCGCGGUGUUCCUCGCGAUCCCCGCGUGGCUGGGGCUCGCCACGGCGGCGGGGGUCGCCAACGUCGCGGCCUACACCGCGCUCGCGCUCGCCUGCGUCGCCGCCUACGGCCUCGUCGUCACGCGCGACCCGGGCCGCGUGCCGCCCGCCUUCGUGCCCGACGUCGAGGACACGGAGACCCCCCUCCAUGAGAUCAAGCGCAAGGGUGGUGAUUUGAGAUACUGCCAGAAGUGUUCUCAUUAUAAACCUCCUCGCGCGCAUCAUUGUCGUGUCUGCAAGAGAUGUAUUCUGAAAAUGGACCACCACUGUAUUUGGAUUAACAAUUGUGUUGGGCAUGAGAAUUACAAAAUUUUCCUCGUCUUUGUGUUGUAUGCUGCAACCGCAAGCUUCUAUUCUUUGGCUCUGAUGAUUGGAGGCGUAGUGCAUAGUGUGCCUACAGAUGAACAAUCAGGAAUUGAUUCUCCAAGAAAAUCGUUAGUUAUUUGUGGCGUCUUUGUGGGUGUAAUGACUUUGGCGUUGUCUAUCCUCUUGGUCUGGCAUGUUUACCUCAUCUUACAUAAUAAGACUACUAUUGAGUACCAUGAAGGAGUUAGGGCAAUGUGGUUGGCAGAAAAGGCUGGAAAUCUUUACCAUCAUCCAUAUGAUCUCGGUGUCUAUCAUAAUAUUGUUUCGGUCCUAGGCCCCAACAUGCUAUGCUGGUUCUGCCCUGUAUCGAGGAACAUAGGCGACGGCGUUCGUUUCCGCACAUCGUAUGAUAUUCCGCUAUCUACACCACCAUCCAAAGCAGAAAAGCAUCUGGCAAUGUCUUGAGCUCUUGCAUUGAGAGCGUAUAUUGUGGGAUCAAAUCUGUGAAUCAUGCCGCAAGUGUAAGGUACAUAGCGAGGGCUGAGGAGCUUCAAGAGUAGUUCCUCCAGGCCCCAGGGAUGUAUCUGGAGUUAGAAACCCUAAUCUAGCUAGUUAUUCCAUUAUACUUUUUGGCCAGCUUGAUGAGAAGAAUCACCGAUGGGCCUCAAUAGAUCUGGAGUGGCCUGGCUCGCCUGUACUCAUACAAAAAGUCUGAACUGAAGAGUCAAAGACUGCUCUGUUGUAAAGUACGUGCCUGUAGUGUCGUUUACCCUGAAGUCCGUAUAUUGCGUUUUUGUGUCAGAGAGAGUUAAGGGACAAAUGUCCUAUUUACUCAAUAUGUAUAGAGCUGUUGUGUUAUAGAUGUUGAAUCCGUUAAAUCUGUUUACAAAAUGUGUGUAUA